ACAGCACUGCUGGAGGCAGCUGAGAACGGAGAGGAUGCAGCGUCAGAGGGGCACCGCUGGCACUGAGGUUCUGAGGAUGCUCGGCGUGGCUCUCAGCACUGCGGUGCUUCUGGCACUUGCAGGCUGUGGGGCGGAAGGCACGGACCCCCAGAACUGCACUGUCAGUGCUGAGGAGCGUGCCCGCAUGCUGGGGAUUCUGCAGCUCUCAGCUAUGGACAGCGGGACGCCCAACCCCAGUGUGCUGCUGGCCCUCAACCUGGCUGGGGACAGCAGCAAGGCCCGGCAGGAGCUGCUCGAGAGGAUCAAGGAGACGGCAGCGAAGCAAGCAAAAGACAUGUCCUCGGGCCAGGUGGCCCUGUACACGCUGGCCCUGCGCUCCUCCUGCUGUGACCCGAGAGACGUGGCGGCACAUGGGCAGAGCGUCGACCUGCUCAGCAUCCUUCAGGAGAAGACGGACCAGGAGUUGACGCAUCUAGAGCAGAACGGCACCCCAAAGAGCUCGCUGUUCAGCGUGGGGCUGGACGCGCAAGCGCUGUGCGUGACGGGGGCAGGUGACUACGAGAGCGCUGCCACCAUCCUGGCCAAGCAGCUGCAGAGAUCACAGGACAAGCUCUCCGUGGACGAGCAGGCCAUGAUGGCACUGGCACUGGUGUGUGCCUACAACCGGACCGAGCACAAGGAUGUGCAAGACCUGCUGAACAGAACACUGACAAUGGUGUCCAACGGCUUCCUCGACAAGCAGGCAGAGGGAAAUGGCAUAAUUGGGAACAUCUACAGCACAGGUCUGGCCAUGCAGCUGCUGCUGGCUGCAGGCAAGUUCUAUGCCCCGCGGCCGUGGGACUGCACCCAGCCUGUGGCUGCCAUCACCGCACAGCACCUGCAGCAGCCCAUGGCCGUGGCUCAGGCACUGCCAGCCCUGGUGGGCAGAACCUACCUGGAUUCUGCCAGCCUGGACUGCAGCCCUGAAGCACCCACAACCGCUGGAAUGCAGUUGGACACUGUCCUGACCAAGGGCACGACACCAGAGCAAGCGGGAUCCAACAUCACGGUGAACUACACCAUCACCAACGAGGUGAGAGGGAAGCACUUCAGCUAUAGCACCGAAGUGGAAGUCCCAGCUGGCUCCGUGCUGCUGGUCGUGCUGGAGGAGGCACAGAAGUCCAACAAGACCAUCUUCAGCUUCAAGACAGAGUCAACGUUCUGGGGCCCAAUGGUGGUGUCCAUCCACGGGCUGGCUGCCAGUGAGAAUGACAGGACCUUCUGGCAGUUCUUCAAUGGCAGCGUCCCACUGCAGGAAGGGGUUGGCACAUACAAACCACAGGACGGGGAGCACAUCCGGGCUGUCUUCAGCACCUACUGACGGCACCGGGGAGCAGCAGCCCUGCUGGGCCCUACAGCGUGGCAAUAAAGAGUCAUUUGCAGCACGUC
This is a messenger RNA of Gallus gallus (chicken), 1428 nucleotides long. It is a transcript of the gene CBLIF, whose product is annotated as gastric intrinsic factor. The transcript is spliced from 8 exons. Gene Ontology annotation, molecular function: cobalamin binding. Bases 35 to 1360 code for a protein of 441 amino acids. Gene Ontology annotation, biological process: cobalamin transport. NCBI's taxonomy places the organism in Eukaryota, Metazoa, Chordata, Aves, Galliformes, Phasianidae. The record is from RefSeq and is a predicted model, not a curated record.